AGUGUAUCACAGCAAAAUCAUUGUUCAAAUUUUACAAUAUCAAAGAAAGUAAUUUCAUCAGCAAAACUGAAUUCUCUCAGAUGUCUACGACGAUACUUUACUCCCUACUCCCAGUACGACUUAACUCACCAAGAACACUGACAAAGAAUGUUGAUGUGUACGAAGAACUGAGAAAAAUGUAUUCCACGAACGGAAUAUGCGAACAAAUCUUGGAUCAAGUAUUAAAUUAUUUGAAUCAGUCGAUUGGAAAUCACCUCGAGAAACAUGAGGUAAAAUAUGCUAAAACUACUCUGUAAAGAACUACAAUAACUUUAGUUCUACUGGAGAUAUGUCAUGCAGUCCUAAUUUUUUUUCCUUAGUGAAAGUAAGUACAUUUCCUUAUUGAUCAUAUUGCAGCUUUGCAGCAAAGUGAAAUAUGAGUAUAUACCCUGUGGCCAAAACCUGUGGCCAAAACAUGUGGCCAAAACCUGUGGCCAAAACCUGUGUCCAAGCAAUUGUCUCAUAUGGGUCCAGGGACGUUACGAAGACUCUGUUGAGGGCAAGAAGGGGGGAGGGUCAAAUUACCAUUUUUUUAAAUUACGGUUUGCGUUACCUAAAUUAAGUUACCGAAAAUUUGGAAUAUUUAAACCAUUAGAAAGCUCAGAUAUUAUUGUUAGCUUGCGCGCGCGUCCACUUUCAACUUCCAUGUUUGCCCGUCAGUGCUCUUAUUAUUUACCUGAAAUCAGCUCAAGACACCUUUAAUUACAGUUACCUGAAAUUACUCAUGAACAAAUAUUUGGGGGGUAUCCCCCGAUGGCUAUACGGCCCUGUAUGUGACUGAGGAAAACAUUUGAUGCGAGGAAACUGCAUAAUAUACAGACUCGAGCCCCUGUCAGAAAGGUAAAUAAAGAAUAAAUUAAUGGGGGAAGACAUUCUGUCACCAAAAUUACCAUUUUGUAUUUUAGUGUUUCUCUGCCAAUGAGCUCUUACAAGAACUAAAUAUUUCAGUUGAAGCUGAUGUUGACAAAGGCAUGAUUCCGCAGUUAAGCAUAAGCAUUAUUUCAAAACUACUUCAACUACAAUGUAUUAAAGUGAACUACGAAAAUCCUCUACCCUGUCCUUCCCACUUUGUCAACCACUUGUUUGAGGAAUAUGCCAAAAAUAAUGUUCUUUAUAAAGAAAACAUGGAGGAAUUGAUGGAAAACUUGAAGAUUGGAAGACAAGGCACAAAUGGGAGUGGUACCAAAGCCAAUACAUCAGAGCCAGCAGAUAAACUUGCUCGUAGAAAGAGACAAAUUGUUAAACGUUCUUCCUACCGCCCUCGCAAUUCAAAGAUGUCUUCUCUACUUAGACAAAAGCAACAACAAGAUGGUAGCCAAGUUGCAGAAGGCAAUAUUUACGAAAAAGUAUGUGAAGGAUAAUACAAUGUUGAGAAUGAUUGGGAAAUACUUGUGGCAGUUAAUGCGUUGCCACUGUCAUUGAGUUAGGCCUGCUACUGCUAUAAGGGGUAUCGCUGACGCAGUCUUCAGAUGAAGCGCCUUUCACCUCUGAGAUUGUGGCUUCAUGUGAAAAGAAUCUGUCAAAAUUCUGCCGAAAGUCGUGGGUUUUCUCCAGUCAGUCAGGCAGGCAGGCAGGCAGGCAGGCAGGCAGGCAGGCAGGCAGGCAGGCAGGCAGGCAGGCAGGCAGGCAGGUAGACAGGCAGGGUGGUUUAGGAUAAACAUAGUAAAGCGGCUCCACGAUAGUGUACAUUGUGGUGUAGUGGAAGAGAUUGAAUCCACUAGUAAAUUGUUGCGGAUUAAUUGGCAAUUCCAGCUUUUAGUUUAUGCGUGCAGGGGACGAUGGGAAGUGAGAUAUCACAUUGCUGAUUAUGCUGAAAAAUAAACUAAUGGUGGCCGUGUAAACACGGAGUGAUAGCGUAUACUUGUAAAUAUUGAAAUAUUUCGGUUGUUUCGGUAGUUUUUAUUGAAACUUUUCAGCAUAAUCAGCAAUACGAUGGUAUUUUAGCAGUCUCGCUCGAUCUAUACUUGAUCAUGUAAUCCUAACAUGAAAUAGCUUCGCUAUGUCUAUUAUUAGCCUUCACAAGGUAGAGUGCGGUUGGGAUUGUCAGAAUCAUUCAUUUCAGUUAAAUCCUUUCCUCGUUUAAAAACAUUAUUAAUAAAGAUUGGAACUUUUCAAGUUUAUUAUUUUGUCACCCCACGCCAUGUCACCUCGUUCCUUUUUGAGAUCCCCAGGACUGCACUACUGGAAUUGCCCAAUAUCCAGGCCCGGAGCAAUCUCGUACUCAGAGUAUGCCCGUUCGCAGGUUAGGUGCGAACGGGUAUAUUCUGGGUACGAGAUUGGGCCCGGAGCUACGGGGGAUGGGUGUGGGGGGUGGGGGUGACAUCCCCCAGAAAUUGUAUUCGAAACCUCAGUCGGCAGGACUCCUAUUUUAGUCGGCAGACAAUAAUAUUUUUGACGAAUAAAACCACUACCGAUAUAUGAUUUUUACCUGUUAUAUAAGAAACGGAAAUUUUGGUUACUCGAAAUUUACUCAGCAGGAUAAUCAUUAUAAUAUCCGUUAGUAAAACAAGCCCAGAUUGAAAGUUAAACAAAAUAAGGAUAGAAAAUAUCUUAAAUGAAUUUCAGGGACUGCGGAGCAGGCCCCCCCCCCAAUAAUUUCCAUACAUAUGUGAUUUUUAUAAACUAAGAAUACUGAAAUGUGCGUUCGUUAUAGCCCCCGUAAUAAAAAAAAUGGCUCCACCGCGGUCCCUGAAUUUAGUUGACCUCCAUCGGAAAUUUUACAAGCUUCCAUGGCUAGCAUGUGGUCGGUACAAGCUCGUUCAUCAGUCGGUUGAAAUAAACUUACACCCGGCCCCUUCACCUGAAGAAUUUCCUGAGGACGACCCUGCCAAUAUCAAAGAAGCUUUAAUGAGAUUAGCCAUUAAUAUUCUUUAACUAAAUUUUCCAUAUCCUAAUGAAGUUUCUUUUCAGUGUUAUUCAGCGGAUGAACUUUUCUCGAUCUAUCAUGUUGAUGAAAAUGAUGGGUGCAAAAUGAAAAGAUUUGAAAGUUUGUCAAUAGCUCUUCUUGAUCAAAUAGAGAGUAAUGUUUGCGAAUAUAAUUAUAAAGUUGUAGAUGAAGAUGAUGAGAUGAAGAAAGUAUCAGACAUGGCAGGUAAAUGUUUUUGGAAUCAUUUCUGUAUUUUCAUGCGGCUAUCUUUCUUUAUACUGGACAGUUCUAGCAAAUUCACGCUUUUCCUCGGCGUCCAGUAAAGGCCACGACUAAUUUACUAGUUAAGUGUUACUGCAGGAGGAAACAGUGGCAUACCGCGGAGUAUGAUGUUUAGUAAAGUCAAACAAGAAGCACUCUUCUCACAUGUAACUGAGGCCACAUUCCAAUCAGACAACUGGCAAUUGCAUAAUUAUAGGUAGGAAUCCAAAUUGAUCAGCUCUGCACGGUCGAGUGGUCGUAGCGUUCGCUGUCAGAAGCCAGCAAUGACCUGCAGUGUGCCACCAACAUCCCCAUCUGUUUCAAUCAAAUUAAAUAGAACUGUCAGUUAGCCGUGUUUAUAUAGCGUUCUCAAUACCUGAAUUGUUAUUUCAAUGGGGAUACAGACACCGGUGGCGAAUCGCUAUCUCGUUAUUGGGACCGUCAUGUAUACUACUUCUACUAGCUUACGAUUUAGUAAAGGUUAUUAUUAGUAGAAAUUUUGGAGUGGCUAUAAAUUGAAUAUUGAAUUUCUUGCAAAAACCGACAUUCAUGCAUGACAGAAAAUCUCUGACAGGGCCCUAAUCGACCAAAUUGAAGUUUCGAUUUCCUGAAUUUGUAAGUACGUAAUUUGUGGAUUUACCAUGAUUGAUCAGUUUUUAAUAUCAGAAUAUUUCCGUAUUUCUAGUAUGGGGUUUUGGUCUAGCCGCAGUUUCUGCAGUCAGUCUUAUAUCGUUAUUCAUGAUCUUACCACUGUUGAAAACAAAAUUCUACAAGAAAUCUCUCGUGUUUCUUAUUGCUCUGGCUAUCGGUACUUUGGUUGGAGAUUCAAUGUUUUAUCUCUUGCCUCGGGUAGGUUUGAAAGGUUUUGUUUUGCCCAUAUCUAUUGGUGGGUUUGACUGUAAACGUUAUAUUAGACAGCAGAUCGCGAUGAACUUUAGAGAUUGAUUGUUAAAACAUAAGCCUUGUUUCCAGAUGGUCGUCAGUAACGGUCGUGAAUACUGAGUCACGAUCUUUCUUAAGAACUGAAAAUAGGCAGAGUGAUUAUGAAUAGAGAAUACUUAUGAUUUAUAAAACUAUUAUAAUCUGCCCAUUGAGAAAGAUCGUAAAUCUAUCUUUACGACUGUUACUACCAUAUGGAAACCUAGCUAUAUAUUGGAAGAAUUAGACUGAAAUUCUCGCAAUUUUAUUUACAUAUAACCUGUACCAAAUUCAAGACUACUAUAUAAAGAAAAGAACGUAUUUAACAUUCUUUUCUCACUCUUACAACUAUCGAUUAAUGACCAUCUGGUGCAUGAUACUGCGGCGGCUCAAUGUACACUUUCAGCCUACAUUGCUACAUGAUCAGAAUUAUGACGUCAGAAGAGGGUAAGACUUUGAAAUGCAGCGAAAUAUUAUAGGUAGAUUUAACCACCCAAAACCAACAAUUACUGAACGAAGCAAAAAUUUGCAAUCGUGUUAUUUGAAACGCUGACAUGCAUAUGUGCACAAAAAUGUUAUCAUGUCAUCCAUAUCAUGCUGUUUAAGCCUUUUGUCCACUCUUUUCAAGAAUAGUUAUGUAUUUGACAAAAAUAUAAUCACAAGUCCACUCUUAUUUCAGGCAACUGGUUUUCAGGGAAAAGAUAAAGAUUACUACUGGAAGUUUUUUUCUGUGGUCGGUGGAAUUUAUGGAUUCUUUAUCUUUGAGACAACUGCACAUCUUCUUCUGCGACAAACACACACUGUUGAGGUAAAUGCAUCAUGUUUAAAUCUUCCAGUUUCAUGCCAUAAAUGCGUGUGUCCAAUUACUCCCAUUUUGAACCAGGUAAAAGUUCUUACAAAAUGACCGGGUAAAUACUCAACCUCGUACCCAGGGCCUUUGCAAAAGUGAAUAUUGCGAUUGGCUUGUUUAAGAAAAGUGAUCAAUGUUUGCAUGUGAUUCAUUAAUUAGAAAAUAAUGAAUCACACUUUUCAGCAACGUCUCUAUUCAGAGGAGGUGAGCCAGGAUUUUUGGCCGGGGAGGGGGGGGGUGCAGCAAAAACCUAGGUGGGCCAGGCUUCACCUAUUUUUAUAGAAUGAAUUUUCUCAGGGGAACUCAUUUUACCAGAGGCAGGGCGGGCCCCCCGGCCCCCGCCCUGGCUACGCCUUUCUAUUUUAAUUUCAACUUGCAGGAUCUUUCAAAGUCCUUCUGCAUCGAAAACUUUCUCUUUCUAACUUUUCCUGGGAUGGUUUCUUAUACACAUCAAUCAUGAACCUUUACUGUUGCUUUCAAUUUGUUUAUUUUUCAAGAUCACACCAAAGAACAAGAAGUACAUCGAAAAAAAUACCGUGGUUCCAAGAACAGGCGAUAAGAAUCAAAACAAGCUGGAUAACCCACCGUUCAUUGUGGCUAACAAG
Paramuricea clavata is the source of this 5539-nucleotide messenger RNA. NCBI's taxonomy places the organism in Eukaryota, Metazoa, Cnidaria, Anthozoa, Malacalcyonacea, Plexauridae. The record is from the annotation of a GenBank genome assembly.